AUGACUUUAGGAUCUGGAAACAUGAGUUUAGCUGUAGAACUCCCAUCAGGGGAAGAAUUGAAUGAAUGGUUAGCAGUAAAUACAAUAGAGUUUUACAAUGAAAUAUCAAUAUUAUACGGAACUUUAAUGGAAUUUUGCACUUAAGAAAGCUGCCCUAUAAUGAGUGCUGGGCCAAAAUAUGAAUAUUUAUGGGCAGAUGGUUAAAAUGUCAAAACCCCUUUAAAAGUUUCAGCAUGUGAAUAUAUUGAUUAUUUGAUGACUUGGGUAGAAGCAUAAAUUAACAAUGAAACCUUAUUCCCAUGUUAAAUUGGUAACUUACUUAUUAAUUAAAAUCUUUUUUUAGUAUAUUAUGUAUUCCUUUCCCUAAAAAUUUUUUAAAUGUAAUUAAGGUCAUAUUUAAAAGAUUAUUUAGAGUUUAUGCGCAUAUGUAUCAUUCACAUUUUUAACAUAUAAUGAAUUUAGGUCUUGAGUAUCAUUUAAAUACAUGCUUUAAACAUUUUAUUUAUUUUAUUGACGAAUUUAAACUAGUAGAUGAUAAAGAACUUGCUCCUUUAGCUGAACUAAUAUAAUAAUUUAAGGCACGUAAAGAAAAUACUUAACCAAAUUAAUGAAAUUAAAUUUUCUAAACAAAAAU
This is a messenger RNA of Ichthyophthirius multifiliis, 634 nucleotides long. RefSeq names its product mps one binder kinase activator-like 1a, putative. The record is from RefSeq and is a predicted model, not a curated record. Gene Ontology annotation, biological process: signal transduction; positive regulation of protein phosphorylation. The transcript has 3 exons. Gene Ontology annotation, molecular function: protein kinase activator activity. Lineage: Eukaryota; Ciliophora; Oligohymenophorea; Hymenostomatida. Gene Ontology annotation, cellular component: cytoplasm; nucleus.